This is a messenger RNA of Apus apus (common swift), 5311 nucleotides long. It is a transcript of the gene ABTB2, whose product is annotated as ankyrin repeat and BTB domain containing 2. Bases 155 to 3208 code for a protein of 1017 amino acids. The record is from RefSeq and is a predicted model, not a curated record. Lineage: Eukaryota; Metazoa; Chordata; Aves; Apodiformes; Apodidae. Gene Ontology annotation, molecular function: protein heterodimerization activity. The transcript has 17 exons.
GGUCCUCGGCGGAACCGGCGGGCGGGGAGCGCUGCCUCCCGCCGUGCUGCCGGUCCAGCGGCGGCCCUGGGGCGGUAGGCGUUGGGAGGGGACCGGUGCCCGGCCUCACCUUUUUCGUGCUCCUCGGCGGUUGGGCUUCACCCCGUCUUUUCCUAUGGCUGGGAUAUACAGCUCUACUCUGAAGACCCUGGAGGAUUUGACUUUGGACUCUGGUUAUGGGGCAGGGGAUUCCUGCAGGUCCCUUAGUCUCUCUUCUUCCAAGUCCAACUCGCAAGCUUUCACCUCUUCUCAGCACAGAGGCAACUGGUGGUACUACUCGGGCUCCAUGAACAGUAGGAACAACAGCUGGGAUACCGUGAACACUGUCCUGCCAGAAGAUCCCGAGGUUGCAGAUAUCUUCUCCAAGUGUCCUAAGCUGCCGGAUCUAGAGGAAUACCCUUGGACUGAUGAAGACAUGGGAAAAAUACUCCGAAAAGGGAAAGGAGAUGGCCACGCCAGAGCCUUUUCUCAGGAAGCCGUCAGGCGGCUCUCGCAGCUCCUCAGGCGCGCCUUGAUCAGGGUCUCCAGGGAAGCUCAGCGCCUCAGCGUGAUGCACUCCAAGUGCACCCGGUUUGAGGUGCAGAGCGCGAUCAAGCUCAUCCAGAGCUGGUCCUUGUCGGAAAGCUGCGUCUUGGCCACUGUCAAGGCUCUGUCUCUGUACAGCAUGAGUGCCGGGGACGGGCUGAGGAAAGGUAAAUCGGCGAGGUGCGGCCUCACCUUCUCCGUGGGGAGGUUUUUCAGGUGGAUGGUGGACACGAGGAUCUCAGUUAGGAUCCACGAGUAUGCAGCCAUCUCUUUAACCGCUUGCAUGGAGAACCUCGUAGAAGAGAUUAAGGGUAGGGUUUUGGCAAGUCAGAGCCCGGAUGGCGGAGGAGGGGAGAUCUCUGCUGAAAUCCUGGAGAUGGUUAUCAACAACGAUGCCGAACUUUGGGGAGUAUUGCAACCUUAUGAGCAUCUCAUCUGUGGGAAAAAUGCCAAUGGUGUGCUGUCCCUGCCUGCCUACUUCAGCCCAUACAACGAUGGCUCCAUGUGCAGUGAUGGUCGGGCUGAUGCUUAUGCCCAGCUGGAGCUCCGAACUCUAGAGCAGUCUCUGUUGGCAACGUGCGUUGGAAGCAUCUCAGAACUGAGUGACCUGGUGUCACGAGCGAUGCACCACAUGCAGUGCUUGAACACCAUCCGCCCAGGAAUGAGCCCCAUUCGGCAAACCCGGCAGCAACAACCCAUCUCCUGGUCCCCUGAUGCUCUCCACACCCUCUACUACUUCCUACGCUGUCCUCAGAUGGAGUCUAUGGAGAACCCCAACCUUGACCCUCCAAGAAUGACCCUGAACAACGAACGACCCUUCAUGCUCCUGCCUCCCCUGAUGGAGUGGAUGAGAGUGGCCAUCACCUACGCUGAGCACCGGCGCAGCCUGACUGUGGACAGCGAUGACAUCAGGCAGACUGCCAGGCUGCUCCUCCCAGGGCUGGACUGCGAGCCCCGGCAGCUCAAACCCGAAUGCUGCUUUAGUUCCUUCAGGAGGCUGGAUGCUAAGGCUGCUACUGAAAAAUUCCAGCAGGAUCUGGGCUUCAGAAUGCUCAACUGUGGAAGGACAGAUCUGAUCAACCAAGCCAUCGACGUGCUGGGACCUGAGGGGGUUAACACCAUGGAUGAUCAGGGUAUGACCCCACUUAUGUAUGCCUGUGCUGCUGGAGAUGAAGCCAUGGUCCAAAUGCUUAUAGAUGCUGGAGCAAAUUUAGAUAUACCAGUUCCCAGUACCUCUCCGCGAUACCCAUCAGUCCAUCCCGACAGCCGGCACUGGACCGCUCUCACCUUUGCUGUGCUCCACGGGCACAUCUCUGUUGUUCAGCUGCUCUUGGAUGCUGGUGCCCACGUUGAGGGCUCUGCUGUUAACACUGGAGAAGACAACUACGCCGAGACCCCUCUCCAGCUGGCCUCAGCAGCAGGGAACUACGAGCUGGUCAGCUUACUGCUGAGCAGGGGUGCAGAUCCACUCCUGAGUAUGCUGGAAGUCAAUGGGAUGUCUUCUUCACUUCAUGAGGAUAUGAAUUGCUUCAGCCACUCAGCUGCACAUGGGCACAGGAACGUUCUGCGCAAGCUCCUGACCCAGCCCCAGCAGCUGAAGGGAGAUGUCCUCUCACUGGAGGAGAUUUUAGCUGAGGGGGUGGAGAGUGACACCUCCAGCCAGGGCAGCUCCAGCGAGGGGCAGGUCAGGCUGUGCAAAACACGAAUGAAAGCUCUGCAGGAGGCCAUGUACUACAGCGCGGAGCACGGCUACGUAGACAUCACCAUGGAGCUCAGGGCCCUUGGAGUCCCUUGGAAGCUCCACGUGUGGAUCGAGUCGCUGAGGACGACCUUCUACCAGUCCCGUUACUCCGUCGUGCAGACCCUCCUACGGGAAUUUGUCACCAUCAAGGAGGAGGACUAUAAUGAAGAACUGGUUAAUGAAGGGCUGCAGCUCAUGUUUGACAUCCUCAAAACCAGCAAAAAUGAUUCCAUCAACCAGCAGCUUGCAUCCAUCUUCACCCACUGCUACGGCAGCAGCCCCAUCCCCAGCAUUCCCGAGAUCCGAAAGACACUGCCAGCCCGCCUGGAUCCUCACUUUCUAAACAAUAAAGAAAUGUCCGAUGUCACUUUCUUAGUGGAAGGAAAGCUAUUUUAUGCACACAAAGUCCUGCUGGUUACUGCAUCUAACAGGUUUAAGACCCUGAUGACCAAUAAAACAGAGCACGACAGCCACGGCAGCAAGACUGUUGAAAUCAGUGACAUGAAAUACAAUAUUUUCAAGAUGCUGAUGCAGUAUUUAUACUAUGGAGGAACGGAAUCCAUGGAAAUUCCCACCACUGAUAUCUUAGAGCUGCUGUCAGCUGCCAGCCUGUUCCAACUGGAUGGUCUCCAGAGACACUGUGAAAUCCUCUGUGCCCAGACGAUCAGCAUGGAGAACUCUGUUAACAUCUAUAAAUAUGCAAAGAUUCACAACGCACCCGAACUAGCCUCCUUCUGUGAAGGCUUCUUCCUCAAACACAUGAGCUCCCUUCUGGAGCAGGACUCCUUCAGACAGCUGAUCUACAGCAGGAACAGCAAGGUGCAAGGCCUGGAGCCCCUGCGGGACCUGCAGACAGCGCUGGCCGCCCGCCUGCACUCCGUGUAUGUCACCUCCCGGGUGUGAGGCGGGACGGAGGAGCCGCAGGAGCGGUGGGUGGAGCGGCAGGGGCCGCGUCCCCGGGAAAAGCUGCGACUUUCCCGUUCGCCUUCUGCAUCUUGCCGAAAGGCCCCUACCACACACACCCCCCCAGGCGAGGGUGCUGUGCCUCGUCCCACCGACGGGGGAAGAGGGGAGCUGGCUUCUCUGUGCUGCUACUGUCACAGAAACACCGUCAACGGCACAAACCAGAACUGAGGAUGCAAGCCAAGAGAAAAUCCGUGCUGGCAUUGAAAGAGGAACAGGGCAGGGCUGCAGAGAACGAGGCACUGCACCCAGAGCCAGCACCAAACGUGUACUCCUCAGUGUCUGUCCACACAUCGAAAUGGCCACCCAGUUGAUACACCCAUAGAUGUUUUCCUUGUAACAAAAACAAAAAAAAAAGGCUGCAUAGAGGGAGUUUUCUAACCCUAAGGACACUGCCCACUCAGAGUCACCUGUCAGAACACACAGGCUGGGGUACACACCUGCCUUGCUGGAGCCAUGAACACCAGUGUCUCUACGUGGCAACAGGCUCUGACAUAAAUUUCCCCCCCCCAACUGUUUGCACCUUGAGAGAAAGAUGUUCUGUAGAUGUUCAAAGCUGAGUAGAAACUAAUACUAACUCUGAAAUUACUCGUUCUUUAAAGCUGGUAAGAAGAACAAAGCUGGGGCAGGCAGGGGAGAAUGGGUUUUCUGUAUUUUUUCAAUACAGCUUCACUGUGCUAGUUGUUUAUCAAGAAUCCAUUUUGAGGAGGGGGAUAAAAAGGGUGUCUGUCCUCCCCCUAUCAAGGUUAGAUAGUCCCAAUCACUUUUACCUUAAAAACCUGUUUCUGAACAUUAUCUGUGAGACCUGACACCAUAAAAGAUGCUUUCUAAAAGACUCAGGUGUAGUAGGAGCUAGCACUAUGCUGAAAAACUGUCCAAAAGCAGAAAUAGCAAUAAAAGUCUCCGUAAAAUUCUGAGAAACACAUAGCUUGAUGGUUUGUUCUCUCUCUGGAGCUCGUUGGGAUUAGAAGCUCUGGCUUCUAGUCUCUGCUUCCACGGCCUCAUCCAUGGAAUGCUAUUGUCUCCACAGAUGCUACCUCAGGAGGGACUGGGCACAGUGCACAGGGGGCUGGGGCCCACAGGCUGGUGGCUGCAGUCUGACCUUGGGGCAGCAGCACUGGAACAAGGUGCCUCAACUUGAAUGCCCAAGAUUUUUCCUUUGUUCACCCCAGACAGAUGUUUCUGGCCCAAAAAAGACUCAUUCUAGGCCACCUUCUAGCUGACUUAGGAGAACUAAGAGGAGACAGGCCAAGCAGCAGUUCUGAGUCUGAAGCAAAUGUUUUUGUGAGUGGGGUUUUAAAAAGUUUGUCAAUAAUCCCACCCAUGGGAAGGCAGUUAGUUGUGUGAAAAUACAGACCUUGCUCAUUUAUCAACAGUUUUAAGGAAAAACCUUUAGAUAACCCCACUGACCUUUGUCAGCACCCACAAAAAGCAUUUGCUGAGACACUUCCAUAGGUGGGUGGAGGAGAAGAGGAAGCCAGGUUUUCAGUGGAGAACUGCUGCUUCUUAGAAAGUCAACAAUUAAGAUGAUAACUGAACACACUGGAAGAAGGAGGCUCAGCUGGGCCCAAAGUGUAACAUAAAUAUGGUUUAGUAGAUGAAGGAGAAGGAACUACAGCAUCUCCCAACAACUCCAUCAAAAUCUGGCAUCACUUCAUUCCUAAAGGAUUUACAUGGGAUGCAAAUUGCAUGCAAGGCUAAGGAUGAUUAGGUUCAGUGAGCUGACAGACAAGUUGGUCAGGACACUCUCCAUUUUGUUCUUUAGGUGCACCUCCACUUUUGAAGAUCACCAGCCUCAAUAACCCUAUUUAUUCUCAGAAAGCCAUCCAGGUGUUUCCAAAUUAUCACCCAACUGCCUGAAAAAAAUCCCACAAAAGGCUUUAUCUUGGAAAAGUAUUUUCAAGUAGCUGCUCCAGCUAUCUGUACAAAUAUGUAGGUCCUCAUUUGUUGCUGUAAUAUUACCAUGCUUUGUUAAUUGUACAUUCAUGUUGUCAUCUAUGUAAAUGUACCAGGAUUUUAUUAACAACGUAAUUUUAAAAUCUA